This is a messenger RNA of Pieris brassicae (large cabbage white), 2467 nucleotides long. RefSeq lists its product as uncharacterized. The coding region runs from base 105 to 2135 and encodes 676 amino acids. The transcript has 9 exons. The record is from RefSeq and is a predicted model, not a curated record. NCBI's taxonomy places the organism in Eukaryota, Metazoa, Arthropoda, Insecta, Lepidoptera, Pieridae.
AAUUCAAACUUUUGAAAAGUUAUAUAUAAACGGAAGUUUUUGAGUCUCUCGUAUGAAAUGGAAGUACAAUUAAUUUAGUUUGCUGAACUAUUUUAUGUCAUAAAAUGGAUAAAAAACAACAAUUACUUAAUCAUGAAAGUUACCUUAUAAAGGAAAUAGAGCAUUAUGAAAAUAAAAUAAAAGAAGCGUUGAACAAUGAGCAAUCCAAAACAACUUACAUUGAAAGUGAUAGCUCUGAUUUAGAAUAUGAAUUGAAAAUUAAUAAUGAAUCCUCAUUAUUGGACUUGAAGCUUGAAAAAAAACAUAUAAAGACAUGUUAUUUAGCAACAGCUGAACUAGCAGAUGUAACUAUUGUGGAGUUUGUGAUAAAUAUUCUUCCUGAAGACCCUGAAUUUGAUGGAGUACCAAUAUUAGAGCCUGGCGUGUGGAAAGAGAUAAUGGCAGAAUGCAGAAUAGGAAUGGUACCAUUUUCAAUCAGCUUCUUCUCUCACCAACCUAGUCGCCCAUUUGCACCAGUAUCCUUUAGGAACCUACAAGUGUUGCCAAUUAAAAAGCCUCAAGAAAUGGAACUCUCUAAAUCAGUGUUGCCACGUUUGACGAAACCAUCUGAUGCUAUACAGACACUUCGUAGUUAUGAGAAUGCCUACCGAUCAAGACGGACUACAUUAGCUAAUUUAUCGGACAGAUAUGGUGACUUUGUGACCUUGGAAUCAAAGGUUGAUGGCGGUUAUAUCAUAAAAUGCGAUGAAAUAUUGAACCUGACGUGGUUAUUGCAAAACAAGAAUUCUCAUUUAACGAGAUUCCAACACAAAAUGAGCUUUGACUUGGAAUAUAUUGAUGAAUCGUACGUAAAAAUAAUUCGAAAAGCGAACAAGAAGCUGGAAAACCAAUCAAUACAGACAGACGAAAGGACACAGUUACUCUCUGCUAUAAUAGAUGCCUGUCUUCUAGCCAAGGCUUCGCUGGAAAGCCAAACUGAAAGUGAAAACGAAAGGAUCAAAGAGACACCUCAAAAUGAAGAAAAUAUUAUGGCUCCACCAAAAACUAUUCCAAAAAAAUUUAAAAAAGCAUCUCCAAGAUCAGCUUUGGUCGAAGAUAGUUUUAAAAAAGCAAAAACUGAUCUGAAUUUGAAUAAAAAGAAAAAUAUUGCACUUAAUAAUAAAAAUUCACAGCCUCAUAACAAAAAUACAGAUAAGGAAUUGAUAAGAAAUGAAAAUAUGGAAAGAGAUAAUAAGAAACAAGGUAAAAAGCCGUCUAAAAUAAAGGUUGUCAGUGAAAAAGAUAUACAGACAACAGAUGCCACAAUUAAAUCCGUCAAUGUUGCCAACAAGAAGACUAUUCAAAUUACUGAAGAUAGAAUUAUAAUGACGGGAAAUAGUAAUAUAGAAAAUAAGAAAAGAAAACUUGAUGCUACGGAAAAGAUACCUGUUAAAAAAAUUAAGUCUAAUAUAGAAAAUAGGAAAGAAAAUGUAAAUAAGGACAGUGGAAAACCUAAUACAGACAAGACAGAUAAAGUGACAGAAAAGCAAAUCUCUAAUACAAACUCAGUGACAAAAAAUAAUGCCAAGUUAAAGCCAAAACAUAAUGCAAACAAGGAAAUAAACAAAAAUGGUUCUAAUGGAAUUGAAAAAAUUCAGAAAAAGGUUGAUAAACAAAAUGGACCUAAUAUUGAUAAUCAAAAGAUGCCAACAAACACACAAAAUAAAGAAAAAACUGGAAACUUACAUAAGCUAAACAAACCUGGCAAUUCACAGAAGAUAAAUCAAAUAACUGGUUUACAAAAAGAAAACUCUGGCAAUCUAAAUAAAAUUACUGAAGAAGGUAUUGUAAAUAUAAAUAAAACAAAUAAAAUUGGAAAUCUUCAGAUAAAGGAUAAACCUGUUUCACAAAAAAUGAUUGAAAAUACAAAUAGAGGUAACACAAAGAUCCAGAAUAAUAACACUGAUAAAGGAAAUACACCAAGUAUAAAGCCGGGAGAUAAAAGAAAAUCUUUAGGCAGUGGUGGUAAAUCGAAGAUUCCUCAAAAGAAGCCAGAAUUUAAGAAUCCCUUACUACUUAAGACAGGUACUCUUAAACCGUCGAGUCUUCCAGCAAAGUCGAAACUAACAAAUAUACCAAUUGUGAAGCGGCCAUAAUUGUGGAUCGAUUAGAAACUUUUAGAGUAUAUUAGUAUCCAGAAUUGACUUUUUCAGUAGAAAACGAUUGCAAACCACACUUAAACAAAUGGAAUUACAAUUAUUGUUCUAUUAAAGUCUCAUUUAAGUAGUUCAUUAAAUUGCCCUCAUCCAGAUAAAAUAUAAAUUCAUUUGUUAGAAAACUGAUAAUAAUAUUUUUUUCUUUAUCCCGACGUAAACUAAACUUGGGUAUAGUAUUUAUGUCCAGAAAGAAAUAUAUAUGGAUGUGAUUUUGCCGGAACAAAAUGGUUGUUAUUUUAAGUCUGGUUUAUGUAAUAAAAAUGUAUUUACAA